CUUCAUUUAUUAAUCAAAUAUAUUUAUCAGGUUGCGCUGUGAAGCGAGAUCAUGAUCAUCUUUCAACAUCUACUGAUCUUGGAAUUGUAUUUAUAUGCUGGGAUAUCGAUAAAACCUCUACUAACCUCAAAAAUUGACGGGGAUUACACUGUGUAUGACGAAGUGAAAAGUUUUGACAGCACGCUCAGAAUCCUGGGCGAGAUACGUGAGAAACAAUGUCUUCCCUGUUUUAUAUAUACAAAGAACUGGAGAGAAGAUACAUUUUUAAACCCAAGUUCCACAUCAGACGACCUCCAAUUAUGCAGGCAGAUCAAAUGUAGUUUUCAAGGAAGAUGUCUAAGGUUUAAAAAGGACAUUUGCUAUUCAUGGACAUUCACAGUCAUCUCAGAUAAGAAGGAGUACGUACUCUUUUCAAGGACCAACCCAUCUUCUGAUGAGAAAACCAACUUGAAUAUCACUUGUUACGGCACAGGAACAGCACAGUGUAAUUACUUGCACAUUACUUCAACAGAAAUUUCAACAACUGUUCGGAAACAUUUCUGGUCUGAGACGAGCAACCCAGAUAAGAAAAUGCCCAAUCAAGAUGUCGGUGUUGAUGAUAACAACGAUAAUGACGGCGAGGACAAAGAAGCUACUAAAACAGAAAAUAAAAAGAAUCCAAAUCCCGCAUGCCAGAAAAAAUGUAAACAGUGUCGGAAAUGUUCGGGAAAUAAAACAUUAAAUGACUGUGUAAAUGCAGCAAAACAAAAGGACUGUCCUGGAUGUAGUAAUUUGGGCAUCUUGUUGAUUACACACGUCAUUGCAGCAGGGAUUGGUGGAGGGAUCCUAUACUUGAUACAGUUUAUCAAGGAGUUUCGGAGAAAAAGAACUGACGAAGCUAAGCCAGAAAGUAAUGAUGAAAUGAUCAAUGCAUCUUACGGACACACGAGAGGAACUGACAUUCUGCAGAUGUCCAACGUCAGCCAUCAGGAAGAAGGCAUCUACAGUGAAGUUGCCGACAAGCCUGACUCGCUUCUGAAUGAUAACACAAUCCCAAAUUGUUCAACGGGAAGUGUGUUAAACGACAGGAAACACUCCACACUACCAGAUAUACCUCACGACUCGGAGAGAGACGAAGAGUACUUGCUUCCGCAAAUUCCAAAGAGUCUUUCAUUGCCUGAUACACAUGUGCAUUUGUCAGAAGAAGUAAACAAAUCAACAUCUAUUGUGCAGGAGGAACUGCCAUUGAAAGACGUCAAUGAUGUAUAUCAAAGAACAGAAUUUUAUGAAAUCCUGCAGGAUGCAUCUGCUACAGAUGGUGGGAAUAAUGUAUAUUCUUUUCUACAGAAAGCAGAUGAAUUGGAUCUAAAGUAAUGAUGCUUCAUACGAUAAAAGAUUACAAUGUGUCCUACCAUACAUGUUUACAUAGAUUAUAAAACACAUUACAUUCAACCUUUUCAAACAUUGUGGACUAAAAUUGGUUCUAACAUCAUUUAGUCACUCAGCAGAACACUUGUUAAUUUCAGAUGUGUCAACAACAAAUGGGGUAAAACGAUAUUAAUUCCAGGAUUCAGUCACGAAUCUGCAAGAAUUUUAACCAUUUCAGUGACAUCUAUUUAUUCGUGAUUCAAUAUCAUUUCCGAAUCUUUCGGUGAAUUUGAAUGCUCUCUAAUUUUUGCAAUUUAAGAGAUAUGGAUAAAUCCAUGAUUUUAAAUAUUCCACGAACAACGAAGACUAAUUAAUCCAACAGACAUUUGGUUUCAGUACCAUGGCGCAUCCCCACAUAGUGUCAUGGUAAUCACUGAAUUAUUUGAGAAAGCUUAUUUCUUACAAAGCAGCAAAUGACUGGCCUCCUCAUUCCCCUGACCGAAACCUGCUGUGGACUAUCAUUUGUGGGGAUACCUUAAGGACAGAGUAUUCGGACCCAGUUCAGAUGAUAUAUAAAAUUCUAGCUGCAAUAUCUAUAGAAAAUUGAAAGAUUUGAGAUGAAGCUUGUGCCAUUAUGAUCGUGAACCUCAAGGGGCGCAUUGACGUAGUUAUUUACCAGAGAUGACGUCAUGUGGAACACAUUUGAAUUUGUAUUGUUUUGUUUAUAUGUUUGCAUCAUUUGCCUAUACAUUGUUGAAAUCAUAUGAUGAUCUACAUGCAAAUAAUAAAACUUAAGAGGUAGUAUCUUUAUACUAUUUAAUCAUU
This is a messenger RNA of Ostrea edulis (European flat oyster), 2172 nucleotides long. RefSeq lists its product as uncharacterized. Bases 52 to 1353 code for a protein of 433 amino acids. Lineage: Eukaryota; Metazoa; Mollusca; Bivalvia; Ostreida; Ostreidae. The record is from RefSeq and is a predicted model, not a curated record. The transcript has 9 exons.